CCGGCUCAGGCCAUCAGAGCCGCCCCACCCCUACGGCGCCGGCGCGGGCGGGAAGCCCCCUGGGCGCGGCGGGUGGGGCUGGGGGCGCCUCGGGGAGCAGGUGCGUCUCCUCACGUCCCCAGGCUCUCAUUACCUGCCGGCAGUGCAGGCCGCACCUGGGGCCUCACUGGCCUCCGCCCCUGUUGCCCUUCCCUCCCCCUGCUCCCCACCUCCCCGGAGCUUCUGCCUGGGCAGAGGGGAACGGACUGCAGGGUGUGCCCAGCCUUGGGAGCUGGGGUGCUGUGCCCGUGUGCCCUGUCUGGAGCCGGGAUCCCCAGGUUCAGCCCUCGGCACAGAGGGACCAGUGCCCACCCGCACGGUGCAGAGCGAUCCUGACGCACACAUCGCUCGAGGGCCUAUUCCUGAGCUCGCGCGAGGUGGCAGGGGUCCGUGUGGGCUCUGGGGAGAAAGUCCAAGAGAAGAGGGCAACGCAGGUCCCCAACAGAUGCCUGAGGGGAGCACCGAAGGGGCUCCCGAUCCUAAGCGCACCUUGGCGCGGGUAGAGGGUGUCCCGCCAGGGCAGGGAACUGGGGUGAGUGGGCCUCAGGCUGGGAACGGCCUGGCCACGGAAUAGCAGCCUGGCGUCCCUUCUUACUAUGGUCCCUCUGCUCCCGUCCCCAUUUCUGAGAAUACCCGUGGAUCGCACCCACCCUUGCCCAAAGGAGCCCCUAUCUGAGCAGAAGGCCAGCAGGCCAGGGGCUUGACUGGGGCUUGAGUGGGGGUUGUCCCCUGGGUGCCCACCUGCCCACAGUCUUUCCAAGGCAGUGUCCCCUAGCUGGAGCCCACGCCCUUCUAGGGCCCAUCCUCCUGCCCCUUCCCUGGGUCAGGCAGUUGGUCAGAGAAGCCAGUCGUCCCCAGCCGGGGGACAGCUGUGUUUCCUGGUGGCCUCCAGCUUCUGUGGAUGCCCAUCCAUCCAGAGAGGACCCCGCCUGUGUGGGCAGAGCUCACUGGGCCCUAAGGGGGAUCGUCCAGUUCCCCUCUAGUCCCCGUGCCUCUGCUCAUCCUAGACCCCUGGCCCUGGCAGCAGUGGAAACGGGCUUGGAUGACUGCUGGCCAAAGGCCAUGCCCCCAUCCUGCCCCGCCCCCAGCACUCCCUAGAGGACGGGGACUCUACCUCCAAACAGCAGAAAUAGAUCUGUUUGCAACUCUUAAAAAUGGUCCAGCAUGAGGGUGGGGGGUGGAGAAAGGUGCCUGGGGUGACGGUGACAAGCUGGAGAAGGGAGAGAAAGGGCCAGGACUGGGCAAUGUGGGGGAGGUGUUGGUAUCCCCCCUUAGGGAUAAAGGCCCUCCCCCACAGUCUGGAGGGGUGGGCUGGGGUCACUGUUCUCCAGCUGGCCCCAUUAAGCCCUCUGUGCAGCUGCGGAAGGUGCGCUGCCUGUCCCCUUCCCCAACGCCUUGCAGGACCCCCACCCAGCACACUUGUGCAGCCAGGCAGUGUCACCAACCUGGUGGCACCACACCCAUGUCAUAUGUGGUUGUCACACAAUUGCAAGGACACAUUCCUAGGGUGGUCAGGCCCCACCACAUCCUGAGGGCGCCACAUAUUGGCAUUGGGGUAAGGACACCAGCCCACCUGCCCCACAAAUCCCCUCUCCUGGAGACCCACCCCCUCAGGGAGCCCCCCACCUGGUCCCAGCUGAGCCCCACACCCUCUGGACCAAAGGCCCCUCUCUGAACCCCCAGCUCCAGGCCGGCAUCCCCGGGUGCCCCUCUACCCACUUGCCCCCCGCCCGCAAGCACGGGCCUCAGCUCCUCGAGUAGGUGGGGCGGGCAACCGGGGCGGGGCAGCAGCUCGGACACCACCCGGCGGGCUUCGCGUACGAUGGCAGGUGACCCCACGGCCCCCGGCGGGCGCCCCCGCACGCAGAUGCCGCAUCUAAGCAAGAUGGAGCGGCUGACCGUGAGCCUGCAGAACCCAGACCAGGGCGCGCGGAUGCGCAGCCAGCGCCUGCUCGUCGCCGCCGUUCCCCACGCCGUGGCAGGCAGCGCGCCCCUGGAGCGGCUGGCCCAGAAGCACUGCAUCUCAGGAGGGUCAGGGGAGGCUCCGCACCUGGGCACCCUCCUGCUGCGGCACGGCUGCCUGUACCCGCUGCGGGAGCACCGCAGCCUCGGGCUCCAGCCAGAUGGUUCGCCCUGCAGGUUCCAGACACUGUACUUCUGGACCAGCACCCUGUGGCCAGCUCCCGAGCUGGACUUUGCCAUCUACCUGGCCAAAAAGAACACCCAAAAGCAGGGGGCCCUGGUCGACCAUGAGAGGGAGCAGUACGACCAACCGCACAGGAAGACAUACACAUGGGACCUGGUAGUGAUGCAGGCUGGAGAGCAGCUGCGUGAGAUGCAGCCACGCAGGAAAGGGGACAGACUUGUCAUCGCAUGCCAGGAGCAGACCUACUGGCUGGUCAAUAGGCCCCCGGCAAGCACCUUACGUGGGGAGGGCGGUUUCUUGGGCAGCAGCAGGGUCUUGCUGGGAGGCCAUGUGCUCUCAGGAUGUGUGCUUCAAGCCCUUGGGAAGGACACGCCUUUUGGGGUCCCAGCUAGUGACAGGAGAGUCUGGUUCUGUGGUCAUCAGAAUCGAGGUGGCAUGAGGCCAGGCUGGAGGUCACCCCCCACCUGCAGACCAGAGGACAAGCCAGCUUCUCUCUGGAGGCAUGGAUCGAGCUCAGAAGAGCCCUCAGCUGGUGAGGCGACAGAGGCAGGCAGGGUGGAGGGGACUCCUGCUCGGGGAUUCACACUAAGGGUGAUGCAAGGGCACAGAGCUUCAGCGUAUGGGGGCUCUGGGGUGGCACUUGUGACUGGAGUGGGCUGGAGACCCCAGUGCAGAGCCCAGACCCUGCCUCAAGGGCUUGUUACCACAGCCCUCCCUGCACUGUCCCUGGCACCAUGCCCUGCCCCCAGGUACCUGAAGUUCAGUGGUCAGCAUGGGCCCCGUGGUCCUCCCAGCAUCCUGUGGUCGUGGUUCAGCCUGGGAGCCCACUCAUCUCCAGAACCACUAACUGGAGCAAGACACAGGUGGUUUCCUGUGGGUGGCAUCCGUCAUGUGGGGAGAAGGUGCAGGCCUCUGCGUGGGCUCACCGGCUACCCUGCACCCGCACUGUGGGGCUUGCGGAGUGACGCACGCUGCUGGGCGGAACCCAGCCUCCCGGGGGCCCAGAGCCAGCCCCAGGCUCACCCUGCCUGCUGGACGUUCCAGACGUCAUCCUGCAGACCCAUCAUGUCAGGGUGCCUGCCCAGCAACCCUUGAGUCACAGACAAUGUCCCCUUCUGGGCGGUGGGUGCCCCUAGCGUGGCUGUGCUCACAAAGGUCCGCGUGGAGCUACGGGCCUUCAGCUUCCGGGAGCUCCUGGAACACCCUAUGGGACGAGCCCACUUCACGGACUUUCUCCAGAAAGAAUUCAGUGGUGAGAAGCCCCACCCCCCACCUCAUGGCCCCAGGGAGGGAGGCUGCCCUCCUCCAUGCUGUGGGUUCUUCACCAGGGCUGUACACAGAGGCGCCACCAUCCUCACGCCUGUCCACGCCCCAGCUCAUGGCAGGGCUUUGCCAGGGCACCUUUGGGGAAGGGGGUGGUGACACCACUCAUCUUCCUGAGGGGGUCCCACCCUCCCCCAGACUCGUGGGGAGGCGCAGCUGCUCCUUUGAGGGCACAACUCUACUGGCCCACCUCUCCUGCUCUCACCCACUCCUGGCACAGAAAUUAAAGACCUUGCUGUGGUCCACAUUGUGGUGUGUGCACGUGUGUGUGUGUG
This is a messenger RNA of Manis javanica (Malayan pangolin), 3783 nucleotides long. RefSeq names its product regulator of G protein signaling 11 (gene RGS11). Gene Ontology annotation, biological process: regulation of G protein-coupled receptor signaling pathway; positive regulation of GTPase activity. The record is from RefSeq and is a predicted model, not a curated record. Gene Ontology annotation, cellular component: cytoplasm; neuron projection; plasma membrane. NCBI's taxonomy places the organism in Eukaryota, Metazoa, Chordata, Mammalia, Pholidota, Manidae. Gene Ontology annotation, molecular function: GTPase activator activity.